This is a messenger RNA of Corticium candelabrum, 2278 nucleotides long. RefSeq lists its product as uncharacterized. Bases 112 to 966 code for a protein of 284 amino acids. The transcript is spliced from 4 exons. NCBI's taxonomy places the organism in Eukaryota, Metazoa, Porifera, Homoscleromorpha, Homosclerophorida, Plakinidae. The record is from RefSeq and is a predicted model, not a curated record.
ACUGCAGACGACGGACGGUAUAACUACAGCAUAUAUUUGUCCUGCUUAUCAAAGUCUUAUCGACUGCAGAGAUCGUUGUUCUGGUCGGAGCCUGGAGCUGAGUGAAGUUCAAUGGCCAGACAGGAAAAGUCUCUUUCACAGGAACUUCGUAGUAGACGUGGCAUCAAUGCACACAAUCAGGCAUCUUCUGCUGACAGUUUGUCUGAUUGGGAAAGCAGCACAUCAGGAGUUUAUACGGGUUCGAAGUCUAAGCGGCAAGAACAAUUUCUCGAACAAGAAAGAAAGCAUUUUUCGGUUUCCAAUUCUUUUCAACUGCUGCAAAGUCAAUCUUUUUCUAUCAUUUUUAACCAGAAUGAACUUGAAGCACAGCAAUUCACCAACGACGUGCUCAUAAAGGGAUUACGUGAUCGAAACUUGGCAUAUUCUACGACUAAAUCGUUUAUGCCUGGCUUGAGAUUGGUUGACAAUGCGAACCACUUUAUUGAGAAAAGUAGUUUUAUACUAAUCGUUGUUUCUGAAAAGCUGAGUGAGGAUGAAAUAGUAGUCCACAUGGUGAGCAUUGCUCUUCACAGAUCAAUAGAACAUCGGAGGUCUUGUUUCGUUGUACCUAUUGUUAUUACAAAAGAUUAUAAAGCAAUUCCAGGCGAACUACGUCAUUUGACAGCAAUUAUCUAUGACGAGAGAGACCCGGACAAGUCGGUUUUUGAACCUCUUGAAAUGCUACUAAACAGCAUUGCAGAUCCUACUGAAAUGCGCGUACAAACAAGCCAAUCAAGGAGUAAGAAGGAAAGAAAAGCUCAAGCGGCUCAUAAUGAACCUGAACUCGAGUCUGGUGAAGCAACGGGGAAAAUAAGUCUACAGUCUGCUGCUUCAUUUCAUCGCCCUCCAGCCAGUUUGCCUGUGAAGAAGAGGCAACAUCGGAGGAGUCGAAAGAGAGAACACCAAAUGCCACAGUCUGAAGGUUAGUUAGUUGGAUUUUUGCAAAAUUUUGAUUGCAACAGCUGUUUCUUAGAAGUGGUACAUUUAACGAAUACUACAGAUAGCCAGGAAGAGGUCAAUGUCGGGUCGAUGCCACACAGCAGUAGACAUCCAUCAGCAAUGAACAUAUUUUUACUUUAUGACAAGCGCCAUUCCACAUCUCAAGAGUUUGUGAGACGCAAGGUUUAUGGUGUACUUAGUAGACAAAUUGCAGUUCAAGAUAAAGAACAUGUGAAGACUAAAGCAUCUGUGCAAUUCAAUGAAUAUGAUGGCAAUCGUCAGCUACUUGGUUGUGAAUCAAGGAAACUGUUCCAGGCAACCAACGAUACUUUAGAACAGUGCAUUGCAGCCAUCAUAGUUGUUACCUCUGACGGGAACAAUCUGAGCUCUGAGCUGGACAAGAUCACACUCCACUCUAUUGGUUACAGAUUUGAGUCAGGAAGGCUUCAUGUUUUCUGUGUUAGAAUCACUGAGAAUGGCAUCAUUCCAACUCAAAUAAGAGGAGCUUUAAUAGCUGACUACUUUUCAUCUGAUGUGAAGGAAAUCUGGCCACAGCCACUUUUCGGGUUUUUUAGUUCAACUGGCUUCUCACCUUCACCUCACUUGCAAUCAGAGCCACAUGCAGAAACGGAUACCUCAGACUUGCAUCUUUAUCACCAAUUAGAUGUCAGAUGCUUACGAGUUCAUCGAAUUUUACACCGAGUGAGCGGCUCCUUGUUCACACCUGUUGUGAUUAUUUUGUUUAUGUUUCAACUCGUAAUCGGAUUGAUUAUUCCUUAUUUCUCUAUUUUCGGAAAUGUAUCAGCUGGGGCAUUUCUUUCAGUCAUCAUCCACGUCUUUCUUCGGGCAGGUCUCCCAAUUGUAAUGAUGAGCAAAUUGAGAGAGUGUACAAUGGCCGCCUCUAGUAGUCUUAUCAUAAAUUUUCAAAAGCGACAUGUACCACAAGUGCGGGAAUUGCUCAAAGGAGUGUACCGGGAGAUAGAAUUGCAAGAUGUCAACGUCAACAACGUAAUUCGCUUUAUUGAAACAAAGUUCGACACAGCCUUGUUUACGACUGUUUAUCACACCAUCAUACACAAUUUUUUGGUAGUGCUGGCACUGUGUUUGAUAGGAGCUUUAAAUUACUCAGCUUAUGAUUACUGGACUGGCAACACAAGAGAAUCCUACAAGUUCAUGAUUAAGACACUAUUGAUUGCAGGAGACUUCUCAUUGGUCGUUAUGCUUAGUCUGAUUGGGUUGGUAAAUGCACUUUUUGUGCAUGAAACCAAACUUAUUAUGUAUUGUAAACGGCUGUGUGAUG